Messenger RNA from Sander lucioperca (pikeperch), 1760 nucleotides. RefSeq lists its product as uncharacterized. NCBI's taxonomy places the organism in Eukaryota, Metazoa, Chordata, Actinopteri, Perciformes, Percidae. The transcript has 5 exons. Gene Ontology annotation, biological process: adaptive immune response. The coding region runs from base 174 to 1262 and encodes 362 amino acids. The record is from RefSeq and is a predicted model, not a curated record. Gene Ontology annotation, cellular component: membrane. Gene Ontology annotation, molecular function: signaling receptor activity.
UCUUGUGUUCAUUUUGAGGUUUGAAGGUGGAGCUUCAUGGAGUUCCUCUUGGUUUCAUUUGCAGUUAACCAAACUUUUGUCAUCCAGUUCUGAGUGAUUGCAUGUGUGCUGUCAUGGUUUACAUCACUGACCUCCCUUAGGAACUUACUUAGUGUCUUCUGACAGUAUUAAAGAUGACUGGGAUCCAGUACCUGGCAUGUCUGUGGACUCUGUUCAUCACACAGACUGGAUUUGUGUGCAGUGACAUUCAGUUCUUGGAGAGGAAUGAGGGGGAAUCUGUGGUUCUUCCCUGUGUAGUUGACCAAAGAAACCCUUCGCCCUUCGGUGUCUACCUGAAGCGCAACUGGCUGAAAACCAGUGAAGUGCUGUUCAUGCACACCGGGAACGACGUCAGUGCAGAUAACCGCAUCAGUGUCAGUGGAGACCCGAGCAGCCACUCUCUGAACGUGACCAUCUCUCAGCUGAGUGCCAGCGACACAGACCGCUACUACUGUGAGUUUGUUGCGAACAACCCUUUAGGUGAAGAUGACCGAAAACAGGGGAAGACUGAAUUCUUCCUUCUUGUUAAUUCUGAUGCCCUCGGGCCAGUGGACAUUGGGUUGGUGGAGACAUGUUCUGGGGGCUCAGCCGUGCUCCCCUGUCUCCCCCCACACGGGGAGGCCUUGGCCGUGGAAGGGGUGAGUCUGAAGCGACAGAGGGGCCGGGCACGUGUGGAGGUGUUGUACCACUCAAAGCGUCACCACGGCGGCAGCCCUCCAUCCUCCUCCCUGUUCCCUGUUGAGAGGGUCCACCUGUCCUCGGCUCCCGGUCCCAGGGGCAUCACCUACAACCUGACCCUGCAGCAGCUGCAGCCGGACGACAGCGCCCUGUACAGCUGCCAGCUGCUCCUCAGUGGCAGGCCCGACACCAGCACCACUCUAGGAAGACAAGCACUCUUUGUUUCUGUGCAAGGAGGUCAGUGUGGCUGCUCCAACUACUCCACUCUGCUAUAUGCUUUGUCCUCAGCUGUGGCCAUUCUCCUCCUCAUCCUUGGAUUUGUGGUGAUUUAUAAAGGCAAAGCACACCGCAGUGUCAAGUCACACCCUCAGGCACCCAUUUACGAGGAGAUGACCGGGCUGCAGCCUGUCAGUCGAAAACUGGCCCCCCGUCAUCUGGAGGAAACUGAGUCUUCAGAGUACAGAAACUGCUCUGUGAAGAAAUCCUAUACUGAAAACCAUUACGAAAGCCCCAUUGGAGCCCUGAGCCCCAGGAGUGAGUCGUAGAAAUGAAAUAUUAGACCUUGUCACCAGCAUCGGGAACUAGACUAACUCAUCAACUCCGCUGCCUGAAACUCACUGAAUUCCAAUUAGCACUCUGAUUUCUCUAACAGAUUUUAACAGAAAUGUUUACUGCCACUGUUUGUUUUUGGCUAUUCAGCUAAUUAAAGGUACCCUGUGGCAUUUUGGUAACAAAGUUAUGUCACUGUUUAUAAUAUUGUUUAUGAACAUUUCACUGUUUCUCACCAAAACCCCUUUGUGUGUGUGUCUUUGAGAUCUAACAAACAUGUUGAAAGCAUUUCCUUCCUCAUAAAACAUUUGCAAACCUCCAGAUUUGUCACAUUUCUACAUUUCUUGAAGUUACCGCCACUGACAGUCAAUCACAUGCAUGAGCGUCAUGCUUGUACACAAGAAUCUAACGAAAUGGGUACCAUUUUUAAAAAUGUUGCUCCACAGUGCUACACUUUUAAAUUGUAAUUGCACUGAAAAGUUAAUAAAAACAUU